GAACUGGAAAAAACAGGUCAGGAGCGUUCCAGAUUCGAAACCUAUUGGUUGACCUAGUGCCAAUCUUUAGAAUUGAAUUGUAUGAUAAUUUAGUUCUCAAGAGGUUGUACCUGGCAAAUAUAAAAAGUAUUCGACGCGGUGGAAUGUCAGUCUUAAGAACGUCAUAGCAGCUAUGAGGUUACUCUCGACAACGUUGGCUUUCGCAGCAUUUACUGGCGUGCUGUCCGUCAAAUUAACAUACUCAAAUUCUAGUCUUUUUCAUAUCCGUGUCGUCACUUGGAGCGUUAAUAAAAACAAUUUACCGAAUGAUUUGUCAGAUUUAGUCGGUGUGAAUAAUUGGUCACAAACCCCCGAGGCUGACAUGAUUGUCAUCGGACUCCAAAAUUUAGGAAUAUUGGCUAAUGAUAAAGACGAGUGGAUCAAGGCUUUGAAGGCUGAAGCUAGCGGGUACUAUACGAUCGAUGCCAGUGUACACAAGGGCAAUGCGCUUGUUGUCUUGGCCAAGGUUACCAUACCGUCCAACUUUAGUACAACAUUAGUUACACGAGCUGUGAAUUUGAAAAUGUUUUCCAAAGUCGGCGCCAUCAUAACGAAUUUUAACUUGUUUAAUACCCAAUUCACCUUCGUCGGUUUGCGUCUCAGCGAAAAAGCCGAUGCACAAAGGAGGAUCAAUCAAUACGAGGCAGUCAGAAAGAAUAUAAAGGAAAACUAUGAUCCAGAUAGCGAUUACGUGUUUUGGCUCGGAAAUUUUAACUUCAAGAUCGACCUAGAUUCAACUAAUGUCAAGCCCCUCAUCGAGAAGAAGGAUUGGUCCACACUUCUACUUCACGAUCAGCUCAAGAAAGCUCAAAAGGAUAAAGAGUCGUUUGAAGAUUUGACGGAGCAGAAUAUCAAUUUCAGACCCACGUACAAGUUCAAACCAUCUACUAACACUUAUAACUGGAAUGUGACACCUUCCUGGGCAGACAGGAUCUUGUUCCGUUCGAAGAAAAACAGUACACUCACACCCCUUAAGUAUGAACUUAUCGAGGAAUACACAAAGACUGAACACAAACCGGUCGUGGGUGAAUUUUUCGUGAGAUUGAAUUGUCGUAGUAGUUGUAGUAAUUCACGUUAUCCACUCAGUACGGAUUUAUCCACUUCUAGACCAAUUUUAUAAAUAAAAUCUUUGAGGAAGUGGAUCUGUUAAUUUAACCAGUAUAAAAAUAAAUAUUUCCUUUAUUUUUUAUAA
This is a messenger RNA of Cimex lectularius (bed bug), 1231 nucleotides long. RefSeq names its product 72 kDa inositol polyphosphate 5-phosphatase-like. The record is from RefSeq and is a predicted model, not a curated record. The coding region runs from base 173 to 1159 and encodes 328 amino acids. Gene Ontology annotation, biological process: phosphatidylinositol dephosphorylation. Gene Ontology annotation, molecular function: phosphatidylinositol-4,5-bisphosphate 5-phosphatase activity. Lineage: Eukaryota; Metazoa; Arthropoda; Insecta; Hemiptera; Cimicidae. The transcript has 5 exons.